Molecule: messenger RNA, 1810 nt
Organism: Linum tenue
Lineage: Eukaryota; Viridiplantae; Streptophyta; Magnoliopsida; Malpighiales; Linaceae
Source: the annotation of a GenBank genome assembly
AACUUAUAAAAUUAUAUUUUAACGAUCUUCUCCGCGAUUUAAUUUUCAGGAGCCACCACCUUCUAGAGCUUCAAAGACAACUUGGCCGAAUCUUGAAGUCUAGUGUAUUUUAUUUAUGAACAUAUUCUCAAGGGUUUGACACAAAUCUAGGGAGUACAUACAUGGAGAUUUCCAGGGAUAAUGAGUCGAUCACAAAUAGCGAAGUAGAAGAAAUUGAUAGAGAAUCCACUAAUAAUGAAAUCCAACAGAAUGAAAACCUUGUCCCUCGAGUGCGUCUCCCUGGCCUAGUCCGAAAGAAAGCCUACAUAUUUGAUGGUUACGGGAAUUACUACAACAAAGAAUGGGAUCUAGCAGAAGGUAUAGGCCAGGAGUUCUGUUGGUACCAUAUUGAGCUCCCAAGAAGCAACCAGAAACUAACUUCAUCUGCACAAUGGCUCAUCGACCUUCUCUGCCCUCCCUUGAAACUUCAAGACAUCUUAUCACUAGUGAGCAACGGACCCUUCUGUGGAUAUGUAGAUGGAGCACUGGUGUUUAGAGUUAAUUCUCCCGGUCCCCCUUCGAGCAACUUUACAUUCCGAUUGGCUGCUAGAGUUACCGAAAAUUCGGUUAUUACUGUAUCAUUAGGUCACAUUCCUAGGGUAGGAUUCUCACCGACGAGCCAAUCUCUGCUUUCGGAGAUUCCUAGUGUGGAAUCUCCUUACCGUAGAGGGAGGAACAGGACAGCUGCUGGACCUGUGAUUAAAGAACAUGUUCUUGAGUUCCUCUUGACGAUGAAUCACUCGGAGGAGGCUGAUAAUCCAGUUCCAAAAACAAUCUCAAAUCUUGUGGUUCAUAUUCUUGACACUCAUGUGGACCACCUUCAAGAUACUGUGACAAAAUUAGAGAUGGAGUUAGAAUCUGUGGAGCUUGACUUGGAUAAAGGCAGUUUUGCUUUGAAGAAACAAAUGCUAGAUGAUAGAAGGUUCCCAAAAAUGCACCUUAAUCUCCAACGGUUGCUUCAGGUGAUUGCACAUGGGGAACAGGUACUUCCCCGAGUGAAAGAGAAGUGCUCUUUGAGAGGGUGGUUUGCUUCUGAAGACAUUAAUGCCUUGGAAGAAUAUAUUGGGAGCCUGAGGAGGCUGAAAGAGAAUGUAGGGUUCAUAGCAAAUCGAGUAACUGCAAUUCAAGCAGGUCUUGAUAGUUGGCAAGCUGAGCAAAUCAAUAAGAAACUUUACUAUAUCUCUUUCCUUUCCAUUGUAUUCCUUCCAUUAUCAAUUAUCACUGGAGUCUUCGGCAUGAAUGUGGGAGGCGUUCCAUGGACGGGGCAAGAUGAUCCAGCACUUAAAGAUGGCUUCCAGAACGUCAUUCUUAUAUGCCUUAUGAUGUUGUUUCUCGUCUUGCUAUGCUUCCUUUUGCCAUGGGCUUACACUUCUUUGGCUUCUUGGAGGCGCAGAGUGGCCAUGAGAAGGAGCUGGUCAAUAAAUAGAAAAUCAUUUCUCAGGAGAACCAUCGGAAUGAAUCACAGAGGAGGUUAUCUACGUCUAUAAUUUUCGUUUAGUAUCAACCAAGUAACGGGAGGUUACCUAGCUAUGCAUGUAUGUUAACCAUUUAGGAAAUCUCUAGGUAGUGUGUGCCACAAACAUGCAUUGUUUGUUGCUAACAUUAAAUUUUCAUUUCAAUCCUAGAGGAUAUCCCACAUAUAUACUCCCAAUGGCUUGAACUAAGCUAACACUAUAGUGUUGGUAUUGGCAGUGGGCCUCCUAUUUGACACAAAAACUUUACACCAUGACCUUUUGAUAUUAAUGAAAGUUGGUUUUGGUGUCGAAAGACU